Molecule: messenger RNA, 525 nt
Organism: Peronospora farinosa
Lineage: Eukaryota; Oomycota; Peronosporomycetes; Peronosporales; Peronosporaceae
Source: the annotation of a GenBank genome assembly
AUGGCCGAUGAAGUCGAUUACGAGAGUGACACGGCCAUGGCCGUCGAAGAGGAAGAGGAGAAGCCACACGUCGUACGUCGCGAUGAUAAUGAUAAACGUGUAGUAAAAGGCCGUGGCUCUGGCUCUGCGGCCAUGGACGUGAGUCGUUAUCCGGCCGAGAGCGGUGUGUUUGAAAAGCUCAAGCCUCUGUCAUCGUUGUCGUCUCGAGACCAUUCAAACGCUCUUCGCUCCGUAGAAGGCUGGAUCUUGUUUGUUACUGGAGUUCAUGAAGAAGCACAGGAGGAGGACGUGAUGGACGCAUUUGGAGAGGACGCGCAGGUCAAAGAUCUACAUUUGAACCUCGACAGACGUUCGGGCUUUGUCAAGGGCUACGCACUUGUAGAAUUCGAGCAUUUUGAGGACGCCAAGGCAGCCAUGGAACGACUGGAUGGACAGGAGAUCUUGGGCAGUGUCAUUCACGUAAAUUGGACCUUUCAGAAAGAGGCGGAAAAAAGAGCUACCGGACGUCGAGCUAAUCGACGGUAG